AUGUUUAAUAAUUUUAUCGUUUCAAGAAACAUAAGUGUUCUAUCAAUUUCAUUUGAUCAUUCAAAAUGGGAUUAUUCACAAUUAAUGGAUCCAAAUGGUUUUCAGUGGAAAGUUGGGAUUACACCGUUAUCUAAUAUACAGAUUGUUAUUGGUUCUUGGAUAACAUAUUUUGUUGUCAUAGUUGGAUUAAAGAUAUUUAUGAAAUAUCAAAGAACACCUUUCUCCUUAAAAGGUGUUGUUGCUGUACAUAAUUUAUUUCUAUGCAUAUUGUCUGCGAUCAUGUUCGGGUUUUCCGUAAUUGACUUAUUUAAACGAUGGCAGGAACGCGGUAUCAGUGAAUGUUUCUGCACAUCCGAUGAAUCAUCUUUGAAAGGUCGAUUAUUUUACAUUACAUAUAUUUAUUAUCUAUCAAAAUUUAUUGAAUUGAUUGAUACCGUGAUAUUAGUACUCAAAAAAAAAGAGAUAAUUUUUUUACAUUGGUAUCAUCAUGCAAUCGUGAUUCUAAUGGUUUGGUCAUGGUUACAAGAUGCAAAUAUGUAUGCAAGGCUUAGAUGGCCAUCCGUUGGUUAUCAAAAAUGGUGA
Dentiscutata erythropus is the source of this 582-nucleotide messenger RNA. Lineage: Eukaryota; Fungi; Glomeromycota; Glomeromycetes; Diversisporales; Gigasporaceae. The record is from the annotation of a GenBank genome assembly.